Lytechinus pictus (painted urchin) is the source of this 4782-nucleotide messenger RNA. RefSeq lists its product as uncharacterized. The coding region runs from base 839 to 2284 and encodes 481 amino acids. The transcript has 4 exons. Gene Ontology annotation, biological process: protein ubiquitination. NCBI's taxonomy places the organism in Eukaryota, Metazoa, Echinodermata, Echinoidea, Temnopleuroida, Toxopneustidae. The record is from RefSeq and is a predicted model, not a curated record. Gene Ontology annotation, molecular function: ubiquitin-protein transferase activity; zinc ion binding.
AUCAGCUGUUGUGCGCAGCCUGAGAUCAGAGCUAUUGACGAGGACAUGUAAGUAUUGAACUGCUUUUCUAAGGUCACUCACUGUCGUCUGGCCAGCUUUUUGGUGGCUGUCUGCUAGCUAGCUGUCUGUCUGCUGCCACAAAUAUAGGUAGCCAGCUCAAGCAAAGUAGAGCUGUUUAAUUGGAAUCUAUAUCCCAGAGCCUACCUGUGCUUGCUUCUUCUAGUCUUGGUCAAUCCUCGGUCAACUCAUCGCCCAUCCAGAGGCUCGGCUCAGAUCAGCUCGUGCAGAUACCUACAGUGAAUUGAAUGUUCCUCAGCAUAAUAAUAUAAAUGCCCCAGUAUUUCCGCUGGGGGGCAACUAGGUUCCUCCGUGAAGCAGAUAACUGAUCAUCUGAUCUGGUGCAAUAUUUGGUUUAAGGUGCUCACUUGUGAUCUACUUAAUUCUUUGAUCAUACCACCAUCCAAUCUCCGAUAGUUUUACCGGAUUACGAGGAAACUGAGCCUGAAUAAAUGAAUCAUCUUCUGACAACUCAAAAUUUUAUCAAAUCUGGAGCCUUGGAAUAUCAUCUGUUUUGUGAAUAAUACUUUUCAGACACUGCAGCUGUGAAAAUAUUUCUGUUGUUGCUUCAUCAGUGCCGCUUGUGCAUCCUCUUUGCCUGACAUUAUGAUGUACAUUGUAUGUUUUAAAUGAACUCCAGUAAUUUUUGGGUAUUGGACAGUGUACAAAUCAUCAAAGAAUAAUUUGAGGUCAUCAAGAACUAGUUGAAUACUGUCACUUCGACUUUUGUUUUGAGACUAAGUUUCAUCUUCUUAUCGAUCAUCCAGCUUGUUGAUUAAACAUGAGGGUUAUUUUGGGCCUUCCGAAUGCAGCCAAGUUAUCUGAUAUAAAGGAUGGCUGUAACCCGACCCAGGGUCAGGGGACGGAGACAGGGGAGGUGCCUUCGAGCAGGAAGGAAGAGCAGAAAUGUGAUGGCUCUGUUUUGCCAUCCCUCCGCUGGAUAGAUUCUGCUGAGGGAUCUGACGAUGACUGCAGUAUGCAGAGCUUGAUCGGUGCGGAGGAAGAAGGAAGCCAAAGUGAGCUUGGACAAAGAUCUGAAUCCAGUAAGGUUAGCCAGGAGAGGGGAUGUCAUGGUAGCAGUACUUCUAGUCUUGGAGAGAGAGACUGUCUUUUAAAUGGUGUCAAAGACGCUCUGGACAAUGUUACUGGUGUCCCGGGACCUGGUACUUUUUCAUUGGACUCCAUUGUGAACAGCGGCUGUCAAACUGAUAUGAACGGCAGGAAUCUUCAGGUACCUGAACAGCAUUUCAGGGACACCAAAGACACAUUACAAGAGUGCAUCAAGAAGUGCUCCGAGUCUCAUCCAAAAGCAUUACCAUCAUCAUAUCCGCAGUGUCCAAGCGCAAGGAUGUCCAGCCCUAUCUUGCCUUCCUUAUCCCCCAUCCAUCCCAAUGGAUCCCUUUUGAGGAGCAUGCCUGUUUCUCCACCAGCAGCGACCACCUUCCGACCUAUCAGAAGCAACCAUUCCAUCUGCAGUACGGCCGAACACAAAACCCUCUUCCACCAGGAAGAGCAAACUCUUAGCAAGUGCAUCGGAGGGACAUCCCAGUCUAUCUGUGAACCCGAGGAGUGCCUUGUGAUUAUGACUGAGAAUGAUUUAGAUGAUUUUCAUGGAUCAAGGUCUCCAAGGACACAAUCUUGUCUUCAGCAAUGUGAACCAUCCGGACCAAAGGGAAUGUCAGUUAUCAGUAUGACCAGUUUUGGAUCGCAGAGCAGUGGUGAAGGUCCCAUUUGCCGGAUCUGCCACGAGGGUCCUCUCUCAGACGAUGGCUUACUUGCCCCCUGCCAUUGCUCAGGAACGCUCACCUACCAACAUCGCAAGUGCCUGGAACGAUGGCUACAGACAAGAGGAAAAGAUGCAUGUGAACUCUGCGACUAUCAUUUCAAGACGGAACGUAAAGGCCGGCCUUUCUCAGAGUGGAUCCAGCAGCCCGAGCGUAUCCGUGACAGACGCAACAUCCUGGUAGACUGUAGCUGCUUCACUCUCCUCACCCCAUUGGUCUGUAUCUCCACCUGGCUGUGUGUCAACGGAGCCUACCAUUACCUCAACUACUACGAAGGGCGUGGCUGGGAGGGCAUGGGGCUUGUUACCUUGGCAACCGUCCUCAUCUUUAUAUAUCUGUUCUGGAGCCUGGUAAGAUAUAGUAUUGAUUGUACUCUCUUUUUUUGUGCGUGUGGGUGUGUGUCUGUGUUUAAACCUUUGCGUGCGGAUGUUGCACUUUUGUAGAAUUACACAAUUGUAAUAAUUAGUUUUCUCCUUUACAUACAUAAUGGAGAAGUUUAUAAAUUACAAUAGUUCUUGGAUAGCAUCUAUAAAAAAAAACAUGAGUAUCAAUGGUGCAAUGUAGAAAUCUUCAAAGAAAAUAACAUUAAAACAGUUGUCAUUAUAACCCCCCCAAACAAAAAAUCCAUUCAGUAUGCAAAGAGUUAAUUUGCAGAUGAAAAGAACAGAUGGUUAUUUUCCUGUUUCAUUUAUCUAUCGUUCCCAAAAUGGUAUUCAACAUUAAUCCGAUUGUAAGGGCUAAAGAGCCGAUUUCUUUCAUGAUUCUUUUUUUUUUUUUGGGGGGGGGGCUGAUGGAAUUUACUAGAGUGUUGUGGCGUUCAGGAGCAUUCUUUUGAAAAACUGACUUCAUCAUUCACUCUUUUAUUUUGUCGGACUUGUAUGAACUAUCAUUAGAUGAUGAUAUUUUAGAGUAAAUUGAAUUUUCUCCUUUUAUCCCACUACAUUUUCAGUAUGCAUCUAUAGGUCAGUAUAAAGGUAAAAAACAAAUCAUAAAAUUGGUAAAUAGUUGAGACUGUUUGUCCCCAGUGUCAAGAUUAAAGUUCUGAGCAUCCUAAGGUUGAGAUGCAAGCAUUUUUAAAGGACUUAAAAUAUUGUCAAUAUCAAUUUUUUUUUAUCAGUUUUGAAAUUUCAUAUCAUUAUUUUAUUCCAGCUUUGAUAUCCACUUUUCCAAACUGUAUAGAAAAAAAUAAAAAAUUAAUUAAGCCUGCGUGUAUUUUUUUUUCUUUUUGACACACGAUUUUGUUAUAAAAACGAAUUCACACCAAAUAUGAUUAGUAAAACUUUCGGUAUUAAUGUCUGUUUCUACACCUCAAGGCGGGGGGGGGGGGGGGGGGGGGGGGGAGAACAUGUUUGUCAGUUUUUGACAAACUUACCCUUCUUCACCCCUAAAUACAUUAAUUGAUUGCUCAAUGAAUAUUUGCUUGUUUGAAUAAUGAUUAAUCAGUAUCCAUCUGUCAAUUGGCAACCGUGAGCAAACCCUAUACCCGAGACCUUGAUCUGCUCCGUCUAAACCUAAUCAAUCCCGACACCUGAUCGAGCAGGAGAAUUACAUGCCCGGCUGGCAGCUUCCCCGAGCGCGAGUGAAGCGCAAACGUCAUUCCCCAGGUACACUAGACCGCCGAUUGCCAGACGAUUUGUAAAGACAUUUGCCACACUUGGAACAAAUUUGUAAACUAGGGUGGCAACAAUGAUAAACUCCAAUUGUCUGGUUGCCAUGGCAAUGUGUCUAUACCGUAGGCUACAUGAAUUACGCAUUCACUGACGACAGACGAAGGAGUCCCUGGAUGUGAGCAGGAUCAACGUUGAAAAUUCAUCUGGAAUGUUGUCUAGCUCUCAUCAAAUAUGCAUUUCUGAGAUAACACGUUGAUGGAAGUUUUUUUUUUCGCUAUUGCGUUGGAUGAGCACUGACUUGGUCAUGUGAUCUAUUAUCAUCAUUUUUGUAUGCUAGCUCCAUGCAUGCUCAUCAUGAAAUGAGCAAAUAUUAUUAUAGUGACUGCAGUUUUACGGCUUGAAUUCAAUAAUGACAUUAAAGGCCAACAUGUGAUGUCACAGUGAACAUUUAUUUUAAGAAAAAGGUCUUUAAAAUCAAAUCAAGUUGAAUUCAUUCAAACAUUUAUCAUCUAGUAAGUUCUUACGUGGUUUUAGCUAGCCCAACUGGGGAAAGAAAACGAGGCGAAACCAAGCAGGCUGGAAAUCAUCAACGCAGAUAAGCACAUGUGAGCAGGAACGUACUUGUACCUUUAGCCUGGCUCACACCUUUGCUUUAUGGGAUUGCGUUCAGCUUCGGACAAAUGCAGUCAAACUCAACCAAAAUCCAUACGAUCAUGGAGACAGGUAAAUGAGGUGAGGACGCAUGAAAAUGAAUAACAACGGGCAACAGCAAUUGGCUUACAUAGGCAUUAGCAAAGCGUUAGUGCUCGAUUCAUCUCGCUUUAUUAGCUCGCAUCACCUUGCUUUACUGCGUUCAACUUUGUACAAGCUCCGACAAAGCUUGUAGGCAAAAGUCAGAUUACAACCAAAUAUUUUGCUGCAAGCCUGCAUAGUUUGCUGCAUUAGGUUGCGUAUGGCUGUUUUGGGCUAAUGCAGUUAAAAACGCAAAGGUGUUAGAUAAAGACCCAGUUGCGAAGUACUGACAGAAUACCUGUGCAAAUUUUGCUGAUUAUCAAGUAUUUGCCUCCUCGUAGAUUCAAGCUGUAAAAACUUAAAUCCUCUCUUAAUUAAAACCUUCGCCCCAAAAAAGAUAAUAAUUGUAAAUAAACUAAACAAAUAAAUAAACAAUUUUUUUUUCAAAUUAUGAAAAAACAACUGAAAUAAUAUGAAAUAAAAAGAUGAAUAAGCUAAAAACUAAAACAAAAAUUAUGAAAAUGUUAAUGAAACUGUUAAAAAAUAAAGAAUGAAAUUAAAUUUAAGCAAAGUUAAAAAGAAAAGAAUGAAAGCAACUA